GAUGCGGUGCCGGCAGGAGCCGCGCGGCUGCCGCUGAAGGCGGAAGGACCGGGCCGGCCCGCGAGCCCCGCAGCCGGACGGCCCGAUGAGGAGGCAGCCGGGGCGCGGCCGGACAGCCCUCCCCGCCGCCCCGCCGCUCCUCCUGCUGCUGCUGCUGCUGCAGCUGGCUCUGUGCUGUAACUCCCUGUCAACGCUUCCCUUGUCUGCUCUGCUGGAGAGGUACUGUGAAGCACUGUCAUCUCAUCACAAUGUCACAGGUCCCUACUGCAAUGCCACCACGGACCAGAUCGGGACCUGCUGGCCCAAAACCGGUGCUGGAGAGCUGGUGGAGAGACCGUGCCCGGAGUUCUUCAAUGGGAUCAAAUACAACACCACCAGAAAUGCUUAUCGGGAGUGCCUCGGUAAUGGGACGUGGGCCAUCAAGGUGAACUACUCUCAGUGCGAGCCGAUUCUGGACGAUGAGGUCAACCCCGCUUCCUCCUACUACAAGUUUGCUGCUGGCAUGUUCAUCAACUACCUGGGGCACUGCAUAUCUGUCGGCGCUCUCAUCGUGGCCUUCUUGCUUUUCCUGUGCUUGAGGAGCAUCCGUUGCCUUCGGAACAUCAUCCACUGGAACUUGAUCACAACAUUCAUCCUGCGGAACGUGAUGUGGUUUGUGCUUCAGAUGAUUGACCACAACAUCCACGAAAGCAACGAGCCAUGGUGCCGCUGCAUCACGACGAUUUUCAACUACUUUGUGGUGACCAAUUUCUUCUGGAUGUUCGUGGAAGGCUGCUACCUGCACACGGCCAUCGUGAUGACCUACUCUACGGACAAGCUCAGGAAAUGGGUCUUUCUCUUCAUCGGAUGGUGUAUACCUUUUCCAAUCAUUGUCGCUUGGGCCGUCUGCAAGCUGUAUUAUGAAAAUGAGCUAUGCUGGUUUGGAAAGGAACCGGGGAAAUACAUAGACUACAUCUAUCAAGGACCAGUCAUUCUUGUUUUGCUGAUAAAUUUUGUAUUCCUGUUUAACAUUGUUAGGAUUUUAAUGACAAAACUGAGAGCAUCCACCACUUCAGAGACAAUACAGUACAGGAAAGCCGUCAAGGCGACGUUAGUCCUCCUGCCUCUCCUGGGAAUCACCUACAUGCUCUUCUUUGUCAACCCGGGCGAAGACGAUAUUUCCCAGAUUUUUUUCAUCUACUUCAAUUCCUUCUUGCAGUCUUUUCAGGGUUUCUUCGUCUCUGUGUUCUACUGCUUCUUAAACGGCGAGGUACGUUCUGCCGCCCGGAAAAGAUGGCACCGCUGGCAAGACCACCAUUCCCUGCGGGUUCGUGUUGCCCGAGCCAUGUCUAUUCCCACCUCCCCGACCCGGAUCAGUUUUCACAGCAUAAAACAGACCGCAUCCGUGUGACUUGGUCCUCCUGCCGAACUUUCGGAUUUGGUUCUCCUGCCGAAUUUUCUCCACCUUCCUCCUGCUCUUUUUUCUUUCUCUACUGUGGUUUCUUCUUUUUGUUUUUCCUUCCUUUUCCCUUCCUUCUUUCUCCCUCUCGUCCCUUCCCUUUCUCUCGCUGUCUCGGUCUCUUCUCUCUUCCUCUUUUUAAAAUUUUCACCAUGGGGCAACUCUUCUGUCUUGGGGGACAAUUUCCCGUCCUGAUGCCGCUUCAGAGACAGACGGACAAACAGAAAGAACAAAGGGUGAAGAAAGGAGCAGAGUUUCUGAAGAACAGCAUCGAGAUGAAAGGCCUCGGGGGUUUUUUUUGCCAGAAAUCUUUCCACAUUCCUAGAAUUCCAACCACAUUACUGAAAACAACAUAUUGAAAAACGGACUUCAGCCAGGUGGGACAAUGUAGUCCUUUCCCUUCCCUUGACUUGGCAUGACUGGGCCAUUUCCAGAAGCUCCUUGAUCUGACUCCCAGUGAUUUCACCGUUUGCUUUGUAUUUUUUUCCCCCUGGAGUUGAGGUUUUCCCGAAUGAUUUAACACCCCAAUUUUUUACUCAGUGGUACAGAAUCACCCUCCUGAGCUGGGCGGCCCAGAGUAGCCCGAUCUUGUCAGUUCUCGGAGACUAAGCAGGGACAACCAAAGAAGUCCAGAGUCGCUAUGCAGAGGUAGGCAAAGGCAAACCACCUUUGAACAUCUCUUGACUUGAGCUGCAAUGUGAUGGCAAAAAAAAAAAUCACAACUCUGGUCCUGAUCCAAGGAUGUAAAAUGAUAUAAUAAUAAUAAUAAUAAUAAUAAUAAUAAUAAUAAUAAUAAUAAUAAUAAUAAUAAUAAUAAUAAUAAUAAUAAUAAUAGAUAUGAUUUUUAGUAUUUUAUUCUGUAUUUAUAUUAUGAU
Molecule: messenger RNA, 2313 nt
Organism: Sphaerodactylus townsendi
Lineage: Eukaryota; Metazoa; Chordata; Lepidosauria; Squamata; Sphaerodactylidae
Product: corticotropin-releasing factor receptor 2
Exons: 13
Coding region: 86-1390 (434 amino acids)
Biological process (GO): cell surface receptor signaling pathway; adenylate cyclase-modulating G protein-coupled receptor signaling pathway; long-term synaptic potentiation
Cellular component (GO): dendrite; plasma membrane; axon terminus
Molecular function (GO): corticotrophin-releasing factor receptor activity; peptide hormone binding; corticotropin-releasing hormone receptor activity
Source: RefSeq, a predicted model, not a curated record